GAUGGAACUUCUUCGAUGAAGAAACCAAGCUCUAUCUUAAAAGUUGUUCCUGUGAAGUUUCAAGGAUUAUAUUGUGUGGGCAUCUGGGUCGUAUAUAAGUUUUUCCGCCAAUCAUCACUGCACACGUCAGCUACUUGAGUCAACAGCGAGCGUUUCCAACACUAAAAAAAAAAAACACAGCAAGUAGCCGUUGCAGUCCACUAGAUCCAGACGACCGUUACAAGCCUUCCACUUCAAACUCUCCCUCCGCUUCAUUUUCGUCUUUAGAUCGCUUCUCCUCUGCUACCACAGAUCGAGCUUGAAAUCCCCAAUCCCACCACGAUGGUGGCCAAGACUCCGAUCAAGUACCGAGGAUUCGUCGCCGCGACCUCCGGCGCCGGCCUCGACUCCGAUCUCGUCCGCCAAACCCUAAACAAGGUGGACAGGUGCGUGGCUCGACUGCAGGAGCUCCAGUACACGGUGGUGGGUGGCGCCAAGGUGGUCGCCGGCGUCACCCUGAGCCCACGCAGCACCCGGGGCUACCUCCGCACCAGCGUCCGGUGCAAGCAGGAAUCCCUGAGGACGUGGAGUAAUACCUCGUCCCGGCGAUCUCCCGCCGGCAAGUUCCAAGGCGGCACGAACGGGGAGUGGCGGCGGAUGUCUCUGCCGGCGAUGCUGCUGAACGAGACCGUGGCGGAGAUUCUCCAGGCAAGCCGUGUUGCAAAGAAAUCAUCUUCUAAAACCACCGCUAAUGUGUCCCUCUCUGACCCCGCCACCGCCGAUCCCAAAACCCCCGUGGCAAUUCGGAGUAGAACCGCCAACAAGCCCGCGGCGAUCCCGAGCGAGAACGUCGCGCUCUAUGCGCGGCGGUCGAAGGAGAAGCAGCCAGGGAGAUUCCAGGUGAUCCGUUCCGAGUCAUCACCGGCUACAGCCGCUAGGGCGCGAUCUCGCAUCCGGUUCAAGUCCACUUCUCCCCUCGCCGCCGCCACGAGAAGAGAAGAGGAGGCGGAGGAGGGUGUUAAGCCCGGCAAGCUUUCGGUGGCGGCCCAUCGUGUGUCGCCGCGAAACCGGCCGUGGGCCAAGAAGACGGUGCUAUUCCCGAAUGUACUGUUCAACUCUUCCUCUUCCUCACCGCCGCCCGCGUCGGCUUGCCGCGGGCAAAGGUUCUACAAGACCAAAUCACCCAUCAUCGGCCGGUCGCGUCCGCCUCAGACACCGCCGCCACACAAGUUCCUGAUCAAGUCGCCGACGGCAUCGCUGGGGUCUCAGCUGGCGACCAGGAAGCCGGGCGUCGCGGUGGUGCGGGUGCUCAAGGCGUCGCCGGAGAAGGUGGUGGUUCUCAAGACCCGGCGGCGCUCCUUCUCUCCUUCCAAGUUCGUUAACCGGAUGGUGUCGCCUCUCAGGACGCGGAUCGCGCUUCCAAAAACCGGCAUUGGGCUGAAGCAGCGGCCAGAGCUCGGCACGCCAGCGAGAAUCCCCGCCAUGAAAAGGACAUAAAAUCAGAAAUAUGGGGUAAAUAAAAAAAAAUUAAAAUUCUAUUGGCAAAAAAUCAACUUGUGGAUUUGUAAAAUUAAGAACGAAAUUGUUCUUAUGAGGUUAUGAGAGCUGUAAGGGCAAAUCAUAUAGCAUGAUUUCAGUGUAAAGAUGGUUGAUGUUAUACAAAUAAUUGUAUUCAUUUA
Zingiber officinale is the source of this 1658-nucleotide messenger RNA. RefSeq names its product microtubule-binding protein TANGLED1-like. The record is from RefSeq and is a predicted model, not a curated record. The coding region runs from base 322 to 1476 and encodes 384 amino acids. Gene Ontology annotation, biological process: regulation of phragmoplast microtubule organization. The transcript has 3 exons. Gene Ontology annotation, molecular function: microtubule binding. NCBI's taxonomy places the organism in Eukaryota, Viridiplantae, Streptophyta, Magnoliopsida, Zingiberales, Zingiberaceae.